AUGCCGGUUGUCUCCAGACCUUCAAAGUCAGCAGAUUCUUCCUCUGUCCUCGAAAACGAACUUCCGUUCCCCUUUCCGAAGUUCGUCCCUAGCCCAGACCCUUCCAGUAAGCGUAUUGGCAAGCGGUUGAUCCCCAGGCCAGAGCCGCUGAAGGCCGAUUGCAAGAUUGGUUUGGCCAGUUUGCCAACUGAGCGGAUGAAAUUAUGUCGCCGAAAAGGCGCCAAACUCACGAUGAUCUUGGCCGGGUGCAGUGGCACGGGAAAGACCACAUUCCUCAACACUCUUUUUGGCGACAUCUUGGACGACCCAUCAAGCGAGAAGGACUCGAUGCCUUACGAAAUCAGGGAAAAGAAGUACCGACUUGUUGAAGACAACUUUGAGUUGGAUCUCACCACCGUCGACGUGCCGGGCUUUGGCGCUAAAAUGGAUAACCAGUACAGCUGGUUGCCGAUUGUGAGAUACAUCGACCACUACUUCCGGCGGUACAUGCUCCAAGAGGAGCAGCCGGAACGCAAACAGCUUGUCGACAACAGAGUCCAUGUGUGCCUCUACUUUAUCCAGCCUUCCAACACUUCUCUCUCUGCUUUGGACAUAGAGUCCAUGAAGGAAAUUUCCAAGAGGGUCAACUUGAUUCCGGUGGUGGCAAGAAGCGAUACCCUCAACAAGGACGAAUUGACCGAUUUUAAAAAAACCAUCAACCAGGCGUUGAAGGCGUACGACAUUGGCGUGUGCAAGUUCAUCUCUGACGAAGAGGUGUUAAGCAAGAUCCACAAUGUGGCUCCCUACGCCGUGGUGGGUUCCAACGCUAUGUUCAAGAACAGCGAAGGCAACAUGGUUAAAGCAAGAAAGUAUCACUGGGGCAUGGUUGAGAUCGAGAACCCAGAACACUGUGACUUCUUGUUGCUCCGUGAAGUGCUCUUGAGUGAGCACAUGCUCGACUUGAUCCAGUCCACCGAAGCUCACUACAACGCCUACAGAACGUGGUGCCUACGUGAGAGAGUCGAGAGAGCCCUUGAAGAGGAGAUGAGUGGUGGCAAAUCUCAGCUGUCGCUAGAAGACGACGAGGACGGCUUGAGCUCAUACGCUCUCUACAAGAAGAUCCAGCCGUGGACUGGGUUCAUCUCCCAGGAGGAUAUGGAUGCCGACGAUGCUCGUUUGGAAUUGGAGGCAAGGAAGCUGCUCACAGAGAGCAUGAAGAGAAGAGAGCUGAAGAUCAGGGAGUUUAAGAAGGUGUUGAUGAGGAGGCAGGCUGAGUACAACGAGGAGUUGAAGAAGGAGCACGAGCGUGUGACUGAGUUGAGCGAGCAGAUCCGCCGCAUGACCGCUGGAAGCCUGAAAAGCAGCAGCCAUGCUCCUGAAGAAAGCAUUGACCAGAGUGACCCGAGAGCCAUGCACCUGUUGAAGAACGGGUUCUUAGGUUCGUUCACAAUUGUUUCCGAGCCCUCCAUUUGCAAAGCAGCUAACCCGCCGGCGGGCACUGCUGGAGUUGUUUCUGGCAAACAGAAGGUAAUCAAAUUACUAAAGCUCAUGGCUUCAUAG
Molecule: messenger RNA, 1539 nt
Organism: Candidozyma auris
Lineage: Eukaryota; Fungi; Ascomycota; Pichiomycetes; Serinales; Metschnikowiaceae
Gene: SPR3
Product: septin
Exons: 3
Coding region: 1-1539 (512 amino acids)
Biological process (GO): cytoskeleton-dependent cytokinesis
Cellular component (GO): cell division site; cytosol; septin ring
Molecular function (GO): GTPase activity; molecular adaptor activity; GTP binding
Source: RefSeq, a predicted model, not a curated record